AUGUCUGAUGUUGAUGUGGCGGUAGUGCGAGAGUGGCCUGUACCUACAUGUUCUAAAGAUGUGGAACGCUUCAUGGGUCUGGUCAACUAUCAUAGGACUUCCGUCCACGACUUUGCGCAGUUGGCAGAACCACUGUACAGUGUCGUGGGUAAGAAGAAGUUUCGGUGGGACACAGAGCAACAAGAGGCAUUUGAUGCUUUGAGACAGGCUGUCACUGAACCACCAGUGCUGGCAUUACCAAACCAGACAGACAAGUUUAUCUUGGACAUGGAUGCCUCAGAAAAAGCGGUAGGGGCUGAGCUAAUUCAGGUUCAAGAUGGCGUUGAACGGGUUAUUGCGUAUGGUAGCUUUGCGCUUAACCACGAACAAUGA
Mercenaria mercenaria is the source of this 372-nucleotide messenger RNA. RefSeq lists its product as uncharacterized. The record is from RefSeq and is a predicted model, not a curated record. The transcript has a single exon. The coding region runs from base 1 to 372 and encodes 123 amino acids. NCBI's taxonomy places the organism in Eukaryota, Metazoa, Mollusca, Bivalvia, Venerida, Veneridae.